AUUUCAGCGUAACCAGCCCGUAGGAGUCGUAAAACUCAAGCUUGCGCUGGUCAAUUUUAAUUAUUCGAGUACAUAUAACUCAGUCUAUUUUCGACUUAGCGCGCGGUAAGCGCCACGCCCGUAGCCCGCUCGCAGUUUGAACAUGAACAGCCAGUGCAACGUGUGACCUUGGCCCAUUACGAAGAAAAUCAGUUGAUAACAAAUCGGCACAUUUCGGGAACGGUCUGAUAAAAACCCAUUGUUCGUGUACGUGCCGGUGUUCAUCAUGGCGUCGGGCCAACAGGAAACUCGCGUUUCUACCGUUGGUAACACUGAGACGGACCUUCAAGCCUUGUUCGACAGUGUGCUGUCACCCGGCACCAACCACCCCCAACAAGUGCCAUGGAGCAAGAGGAAACUGCCGGAUUCCUUCUUCAAACCGCCCACCACGGGUUCUAAGAGCGUCGAUCACUCCCGGGAGAAUUCUUCGGAUUCCGGAGCCUUCACAUCAUCCGGUAUAUUCACAACUUCACCUGUGUCCCCUUUGAAUUCCAUACCGCUUCAGACUGUGCAUCAUAGAGCUCACAGUUCCCCGGCGUCCCUCCAACAGACUCAACAGUUCGGUGAGAUGCACUCAUGUCCACAGCACAACAAACAACUGUCCUACGAUAUGGUCCAAAAACCCAACUCCACACCCCUUCCUUACGGCUGGGAAGAGGCUAGAACCCCAGAGGGACAGACGUAUUACCUCAAUCACAUCACUAAGACGACAACUUGGGAAGACCCAAGGAAAGCAGUGAACGACAGACCAACCAGUCAUCUAAACGCCCCUCCCAAGAUGACAGCGGAGCUUCUUGGUCCCUUACCAGAAGGCUGGGAACAAUCAGUGACUCCUGAAGGUGAAAUUUACUUCAUCGACCACAUCAACCGAACGACCACGUGGUGUGACCCUAGGAUACCAGCCCAUCUCCAAACAGCAGCUUUCGGAAACACAGGGGCUACACCCUGGUACAACAUGUCGGAUAGUAACGUUCUACACAUCAAACAGCAAGACCUAAGGCUGCAACUGCUCCAUUUGGAAAGGGAGAAGCUGAAGGAACGUAGAGAAGAACUGAGAAAACAGUUAUUGCUCAAAAGUGGAGUGAACAAAGUUGUUACCUUCCCAAACCUCGACCAUUCACGCCAAAAAUCGUCAGAUAGUGCUGUUGGUGAGUCCCUGAAAGACUGGAUACCUGAAGAAGUCGACAACAGCCAGCUUGGUGUAUCCCCCGACUACAUGAACAUAUCAAGCGACGUCCAACCUCUAGAUAUCCCUUACAUACCAGAUCUAGGGGAGGAUUUGCAGUAUUCCGAGGACCUGAUGCAGACGUUGCAAAUCGAGAGAGACUAUUGAUUGUUUACCGAUGUAAUCGUUUUAUCAAUGUUACUAUUUUUAUACACAAGUAGAUCUUUUAUUAAUGAAACGUUUUUAACAAG
Coccinella septempunctata (seven-spotted ladybird) is the source of this 1455-nucleotide messenger RNA. Its product is annotated as transcriptional coactivator YAP1-like. Gene Ontology annotation, biological process: hippo signaling; positive regulation of transcription by RNA polymerase II. Gene Ontology annotation, cellular component: cytoplasm; nucleus. The record is from RefSeq and is a predicted model, not a curated record. The transcript has a single exon. The coding region runs from base 266 to 1372 and encodes 368 amino acids. Gene Ontology annotation, molecular function: protein binding; transcription coactivator activity. Lineage: Eukaryota; Metazoa; Arthropoda; Insecta; Coleoptera; Coccinellidae.